AUGGGAGACUCUUUUACAGGUCUGUGUCUUAGCCAAAGGGACAAGCCAGAAAAUGGAACACUCCCCAAGCCCAGCCUCAGUGCGUGGCCCAGCUCAGUGGUCCCUCCCAAGAGCAGAGUGACCCUCAGAUGCUGGUCUCCAACCAAGAACGUCAAAUUUGCUUUCAAAAAGGGAGGAACUUACGAAGGCAACCCAGCGCCCUUACAGCACCAGAAUCCAGCAGAGUCCACAGCUGAGUUCUCCCUGCUGAUGGUGACAGUCAAUGACACUGGGAUCUACACCUGUGUCUACCACCAGCACGAGGCCCCUUUCUGGGCCUCAACCCUCAGCAACACCCUCGAGAUUCUGGUGACAGCACCGCAGUUCAGAGGCAUUGACUCUUCUCGGAUCUUGCCUGUGUACUAG
This is a messenger RNA of Elephantulus edwardii (Cape elephant shrew), 405 nucleotides long. Its product is annotated as T-cell-interacting, activating receptor on myeloid cells protein 1-like. The transcript is spliced from 4 exons. Lineage: Eukaryota; Metazoa; Chordata; Mammalia; Macroscelidea; Macroscelididae. Gene Ontology annotation, cellular component: plasma membrane. Bases 1 to 405 code for a protein of 134 amino acids. The record is from RefSeq and is a predicted model, not a curated record.